This is a messenger RNA of Didymosphaeria variabile, 480 nucleotides long. RefSeq lists its product as uncharacterized. Lineage: Eukaryota; Fungi; Ascomycota; Dothideomycetes; Pleosporales; Didymosphaeriaceae. The record is from RefSeq and is a predicted model, not a curated record. The transcript has a single exon. Bases 1 to 480 code for a protein of 159 amino acids.
AUGGCCACACCAGUCCUAUCGGAGGCGCUGUCAAUCAUGACUCUCGCACCCGUUGUCCGACAAAUCGCGACCUCGACCACCACAGGCACAGCGCCUGCCGAAACCUCACUCACCGUGGAGAAAGUUCCGCCUUCCAUAGGACCCAUUCCACUCGCCGCAUUCAUCCCCAUGUGUUUCUUCGCUCCCUUCCUCAUCUCAUCUGCCAUCUACCUCUUCUACAAAUACACAAUCAAACGCUGCAACGACAACAGACGCAAAAAGCGAGAACCGGAGGCCAAAGAGCCAGAAGCAGACGCGCAUCGCGAUGUGGAGAUGCAGGUCGCUGGUUUUGUCCAAGCUCCAGCACCGGCAAGAACCAGGAUUAGGAAGGAGAGAAGAGGGGGCGAGUUGGAGCCUGUGCAAGAGAAAGGGAAUAGCAUGAAUAUGCCGGAGCAUAUGGGGAGCCCGUUGAAGAGCCAGGUGCAUUUCAAUGCUUAUUAG